AUGAGUUUCAAUUACAUCGCAACGACAUUGAUCAUUAUCAAGAAUGAGGCGUCAGUGAGCAGCAAGGACGAGGCGGACAUGAGCGAGCCCUCGUGGCCGGCAGCCGACGCCGGAGCCACGUCGCAGCUCAGCCUGGCCGGCCCAGCGGAUAGCAUGCGCCACGGUCCCAACAUCGCCGGCAACAGGGAGGACGACGAUGAUUCAUCGUCCGAGAGCGGCAGCGGCCUUCCCACCCUGACGCCUCCGUCGUCCUCCUCGGCCGCCGCCGCCGCCGCCAGGGAAGCCGAUGUUGUCAACGGCAACUGUGGCCCCGCCCCGCUCGACUUCAGCGCGUCCUGGUCCUCGUCUUCCGAGGACCAGCAGAUUGCGAACCUGAGCGAGCCGCCCCCUCAGAAGCCGCCGCUGGGCCCUUCUCACCUGCCCGUCACCGUGUCGGCGGCGGCGGCGGCCCUGCUCGGCGCCCUGCAUCCGGCUGUGUCGGAGGAACUGCGUAGGAAGUACCCGCUGGCCGCUAAAGCUCCGCUGGCGACGCACCCUGCCUUGCCGGUGCCCCGUUCGCACAUCCCGCGCGGGCACGCCUCGCUCGGCAGCGAUCUGCGCCUGGAGCGCGACUACGGCGGCAAGUCUCCCGUGUACACUUCCGGCGGCGGCUACGACAGCAUCAAAACGGAGCCCGGCGCCGAGGACCUGAGCGCCGGCCGUCUCGGCGCCCCCGACGACGACGACGACGAGCACGACGAACACGACGACAGCGACAAGAUCAACGACGCGGAGGGCGUCGACCCGGAGCGCUUGAAGGCCUUCAAUAUGUUUGUGCGUCUGUUUGUGGAUGAGAACUUGGACCGGAUGGUUCCCAUCUCCAAGCAGCCCAAAGAGAAGAUUCAGGCCAUCAUUGAGUCCUGCAGCAGACAAUUUCCAGAAUUCCAAGAACGCGCCCGCAAGCGCAUUCGCACCUACCUCAAAUCCUGCCGACGCAUGAAGAAGAAUGGCAUGGAGACCCGUCCCACCCCGCCUCACCUCACCUCCGCCAUGGCGGAGAACAUCCUGGCCGCCGCCUGCGAGAGCGAAUCUCGCAACGCCGCCAAGAGGAUGCGCCUGGAUGCCUAUCAGGAUGAGCCGAUCUCGCUGGACAAAGCGUCCAGCGGUAGCGGCGCCGCCACGAGGGAGCCGGCGUCACUUGUUCCCUCCGCCUACUCGCUGGCCGCGUCCGCCUUCUCCAACCAAGAGCCGCAAGUUUACAUCAACGGCGCCGGGCUCAACUACGGUUACCGCGGCUACCUGGGCGGCGCCGUUUCCCUGACGACUGGCGCCGCCGCUCAGAGCAACGGCCCCACGGACCUCAGCAUGAAGUCGCUCCCGUCGGGCAACGUGGCCACCGCCGCCAACCACUGUCUGGGCGGGCGGGGCGGGGCUUCGGCCCAACUCAGUCAACCGGAGAUCGCGGCCGUGCGCCAGCUGAUCGCCGGAUACCGGGAGUCGGCGGCCUUCCUGCUGCGCUCUGCCGACGAGCUGGAGAACCUCAUCCUUCAGCAGAACUGAAGUGGCCAUCUUCAGUCCAGGAGAAAAGUUUGAAGUGGACUAUUUGUAACAAGAGGUUCUGCCUCACAAUCAGCUCGAGCCUCCGAUGAAGAGCGACUUUGCCGAAGCUCCAGCAGCCGCUCGAGCACACGGGCUUGUACAUAGAAGCACUUAUCCCGCUAACUAACCUUGCCGCUACUUCAUAUGCACCUCGGGCGCCCGUUGACCAGAGCAGGAAAUACCUCAAUCAUCCGCUUCCUGCCCCGCUGCUGUAAAUACUCAGCUGAAGAUGCGGAGGAUGAUGACACGCGUGUCCACUGUUUGUGUGCGCUAAAUGCUAACCACUACUCCUUUAUUACCUCUUACGCUAACACGGUCGUCACAUCACUUCGGAUCCUCGUCCGUCCAUCCGUCCGUCUCUUCUCGAUGGACCUAAAGCUCCUGCAGGCCUCCUCCGCUGGGAUAUUGCUGCUAGAACGAGAGGCGGCGGGCGCUUCAGACAUGGACACCCGCCAGACCUCACAAAUGGCGACGAUGACAGACCACCAAAAGCUUUCUCGUGUUACGUGUCUUUGUUUGGACGAAUCGGCAACAAGUCGCUACAUCUACGUUAUUGGCCGCCGGGCGUUGUCCGGAUAAGCCGACGAGCGGCCUCGGUUUGUCGCGAGGAGAAACGUUAGCUUAGCUUAAAGUUGUAUGAUUUGAUUUUCAAACAGUCGGCCAUUAACCCGUUGGUUUUACAUUGUACAGCAAGUUGGCUACGUGAUUAGAUGUCACUAACGUCUGCCGUCUUACAAGAUUGAAUGAGCUUGGUCCGUGAGCAGCCUUGUUUUGUCGCGAGGGGAACGUUAGCUUACUUUAAAGUUCACUAAUACGGAUCAGUCAGUGAGCAACCUUAACUUGUGAGGCCAAAGUUGGUUGAACUUAAAGUCGUUUCAAAUUUGUUUUGAUCAUUUUUACAGCUAUCUUUAAGUCUAACCUUGGUACUCUCAUUGUCCUCUCGCGUCAGCAUCGGGCUAAAGUUAGCUUGGCUUCAAAAGGUAUCGUUGAAAACAAAUUUGAAACGUGUAGACACAUUGUACAGCCAGUCAUCAAAGCAACAUAACGUUGUCUUCUCAAAGUACAAUGCCUUCCUAUGGAUAAGAUGGGCUUAUGCUCACAUAAGCUAACUGGUGGGAACAAAUAAGGUGGCCAUUUUGCUAUGGGAACAAAUAAGCGUCAAUGGAGGUGGCCAUUUUGCUAUCGGGCGAAUUUGGGUUUAACAUUGAGCUUUUUUUGGUUCUUUUGGCUAAAAAGACAAAACGAUGUUGCCCCAAGCCCAGGGCUAUGAUAUUAAUACGCUGCCUUUGCACUUAACUAGUUUGCGUCUUUUUUUCAUCUGGAUUUCAGUCGUGAGGAGGUGGAAAAAACAUUCUCCUUUGAUCGAAUCCAACAUCGAUGUUGCUUACCAAGGAGUCAUCCAUCCCUAGGUCGCACGAAGCGAAGAUAACAAAUCGGAAAAUGAAAGUUGUGACACAAAGCUGACACUUUAUGCUUACUUUUGAGUUUAAUGUGCGAAAACAACAAUUACAAAAGUGAACUGAAGGGACCGAUGAGAGGAUUUCAAAGAGCGACUUGUUUCCGACCGUGAUGUUUUUAUUUUGUGGUGGAAAGGGGGCAGGUGGUGUGCGCGUCGCACUAGCUUUUGUGAUUUUUUUAAAAAAAAUAUUUCUUUUACACAAUGCAGCUGAUAAUCACACAAUUAAGUUAACAAUUGCGAGAGCAAAGAGAGUUAACGUGACUUGUUGGCUUUGUGGAACAUUCCCGAUUUGAACUGUGAAGAAUGUUUUUGUUAUGGUUUGAUUUUUUUUUUUUUCACAAAUAUGCAAAAAAAAGAGGGGCGAACGAGGAAGGAUGCGAUCAAGUCACACGAUCCGUGCGACACUGCGCUACAAUCAGGUUCGAAAGGUUCCAAGCCAGGUGUCGGGAAAAUAUGGCCUGGGGACGGAUAUGCUAUGAUCCGUUCUUUCAUUCUAAUAAUAAUCGGAAUGAUUAAAUUGGGGUUAAAUUGGUUGAUUGGAAGAAUCGUUUUAUUAAAGAAUUGCUACGGCAUUGAAUUAGUGAAGCCAAAAGAAGACGUUUGAUUUUGAUUCUAUUUUACAUACACAUUUACAUUGGUUUCCACUAAGGCAAACAUAAAAUAACCAGCAAAGGACAAUCUUUGCCAAAUUCUAAAUUGCUGUUUCCAAUCGAAUUUUUACGAGUAAACUCCACCUCCUGAUGCCAGAUUGUUUUUUAUUUCCAAAAUCAACUUUUUUUAAACAAUCUAUUUUUUGUAUACAAUGUUCGACAGUGUUUGCAUUCUGAAUUGUUGCCCAGCUGCAGCCCCCAUCCCAAGGAAAAAAACAAAAAAAACUUCCUUACUAUUUGAGUUGAUGUCAUUCAAUAAGUCCAUCUCAAACUUAAUCAUAGAAAAGACGGUUCACAAACCUAGUGAGCAAUGGGACAACAUAGUGAGCCUAGUGGUUAACACCUUUGUCUCAAAGUUGAUGGGUUCUGGGUUUGAAUCUCAGCUUCGGACCUUCUGCCUGCAUGUUCUUCUCCCUGCAUGGGUUUUCGCUAGGUCCUCCAAAAACAUGCACGCUCGCUCUGCCAAUUGAACACUCCAAAUUGUCCAUGUGUUAAAUGUGAGCGUAAAUGAUCGUUUCUUUCCAUGUGUCUUGCAAUUGGCUGUCAACUAGUCCCAGGGUUGACAUUGGUAACACAUCAUACUGCUAGUCAGUCAAUACAUCUGGCCAGAAAGUCAUGUGAAAGACUCUAAAUUGCCCAUAGGUGUAAAUGCUCAUUUUGUGCCCUGCAAUCGAUCGAUUGGCGACCAUUCCAGGGUGUACUCAGCGUCUUGCCCAAAGUUGAUUUGGAUAGACUCCAGCUCUCUGAGGACACAAAUACAUUGGCCAGCUAUUUAUCACUGACUGUGUUACACGUUCGUGUCAUGGAUACGUAUCUUUCUUUCUUUCUUUCUGCUGUGUUCUGGAUGAUGAUGACGAUCUGAAUCGCUCGCUUGGCCUCGUUUCACUCAGCGCAAGUGUGAUGUUUACAUGUACAGAACUUCAACUUCCCUCGUAUUCACUGAUUUUUCUCCGAACCCCCAACAACACCCUCCAACAAUGAAAAUGGGAAGAACAACAUAGAAAUAACAGCUGGAAGUCGUUCGUGUUUCUUCACCUCUAUUUAUUUGUUUGUCUAUUUUCUGAACCCUACCGAUCUUUGCAAACAGCUCUUUAACAUUGAACCUGAUGUGAUUCAUGUUAAGCUGCUCACUACAUCUCACGAGUCUGAGUUAGGGAUACUAACCGCUUGUUAUUGUUUCGACAGAGGUCACUGAAAGGAUGCUAAUAGAUAGCAUUUAGCCAUGUGUGACUUAACAGAUCCUAAGAGUUUGCUGUCGUGUAAUCAUGCAUUAAGAUAGGGUCACGCUAACUGCUUGCUAACAUUUAGCCAAAAGUCGCAGAACCGUGUGACUACGUAACCAAGUGAUGCUAACUGCAGUUAGCAUUUAGCCAUAGCUGUCUGAGGAGUCGUUUGUUAACGUUACAAAAAAACGUCUGUCAAAAUGCUGAUUAUAAAUGAAAUGGCCACAUCAACCUGAGUACACCGCAUCAGGAAGUUUAGAAUUUGGAUGACGACAUGGUCGGUCCAAAGUUGUUUUGAGGAAUUAAAAAAAGGAGGCAAAAAUCAAAUUGCUUGAGCAGGCCAACGUUUUGAGACGUCACUGGGUCACCGUGAUGUUUCAAAUGUGGAUACUAUCCCCUAAAAACUAGCGUGAAUGCCGAUUGGUGAGAAGAUCCGUGUGGGUAGUAGAAUAGGUCUUUAAGCGGUCGAUUGGCGGAUGGAGGAUUUUAGAGGCAUCUGACGGGGUCAUAACAUCUAGCCAUAAAUUGCAGAGGUUGUGCCAAUCGUUUUUUUACUGACUAAGUGAUGCUAACUGCUGUUGGUAUUUAGCCACAGGAUACAUGCCCUCUGUUUGCAUUUGCUAGCUAGCUAGCCAAACGGCUUCUCAACGAGCACACCCGCUUAUCCAACGAGAGCCCCAACCGAUGUAGUUUUGCAGAUAAAUAAAUAAAUACAGAUUUUGGUUCUCUUCAACAUCUGGCUAGCGUCCAGCUAUGCAUCAGUUAGACCUAACCGCUUGGGCCACCGAGGGAAGAAUAAUGGUGCAUUUCUCGACAGUUCUUGACGAAAGGAUACAAACGGGUUGCUAGCGUCUAACCGUGCACUGUAUACAUUAGGGAUUGUCAAUGCCUUUUAGCAUGAAGCCAUAGGAAUUUGCCCAUGUGUGUGCUAUUAAUGCUAUUAACCCCAUUCAUUCAUUUUGGAUGCUAACAGCUAGUUGGGUGCCAGUUGUGGGUGAACAAAUGAAACAAGAAGCAUCUUUCAUUAUUAUUAUUUUUGGUUGGAGGGGCUCAGUUGUGUAGACGCUCAUACACACACACACACACACACACACACACACACACACACCGAUGGAUGGGUGUGAGAGAAUGAAAAGCCAUUGAGACCCACUUUGGAGGUCUAUUCGUAUAUUUAGCGAUCGAGAAGGGUGCAGACGACACACGUCAAUCUCAGGAAACAAAAACAACACAAAGUUUUGUACAGACUCAUUUGCUGCCCUCUUUGAUACCAUUUUCUAUUUAUCGUCUUUCUCGGUUUCAUACAGCAGUGGACCUAAUGUGUUCAUAUAUGUAAAUGAGACUUUAUGUUGUGUUUUGUCAAAGAGAACAUAUCACGUCAACAAUCUAACGGUGACUUUAUUUUCAAUGUGCUGUCACUUGGAACGUUUUGUUUUUUCUUCGGACCUCCUGAAAUGUACAACACAAAGUUAAAUAUACUAAUGGUAAUAAAAAGUGUC
Syngnathus typhle (broad-nosed pipefish) is the source of this 6406-nucleotide messenger RNA. Its product is annotated as nucleolar protein 4-like. Lineage: Eukaryota; Metazoa; Chordata; Actinopteri; Syngnathiformes; Syngnathidae. The transcript is spliced from 9 exons. Bases 1 to 1539 code for a protein of 512 amino acids. The record is from RefSeq and is a predicted model, not a curated record.